AUGACCGGUAUACAGCGGUAUUCCGCCCCUGGCCAAGGCGGUGUGAGCAGGCGGGGAGACGCUAGCCCCGAACGGGAAAGCAGCAGCCCAGAGACCAGCUGUGCUGUUGUUGGCUGCUCAUCGACACUUCGACAGAGAGCGCUUCUCCCGUUCGAGAUGCUCGAACCCAAUAUGUCUGACUCUAUUCCCAUUGCCAUAGAUCCUGUGGCCUUGGUAACUACCGAAUGUAUCACCGUCACCUCGUCAAUGCGGAAACAUGCCCGCUGGGCUCACUCCUCCGUUUCCGCUAUCCUUGGGGGAAAUGCAGGCACUCGUGUGUAUGACCGCGAGACGUCUGCCCCUCCUAGUCCGCGCAAGAGUGGGCAAGCUGGCCGGGAUGAUGAUCAUGCAUUGGCCAACAGAUGGGGUCUGCGUGGGAAGAAGGGCAAGAGUAUGCAGGACAACCCGUUAAUAUCAGCUUUCACUCGGUUGCGGAGCGAUCUCAAAGGUUGCAAGGACAUUCGCACAUUUGAUACGCCGGCCCUCCUGCACCCGUUCUUGCAGGUCAUUCGCUCUUCGUCAACCUCCGCCGCGAUUACCUCCCUUGCCCUACUCGCCGUCACUAAGUUCUUUUCUUACAACAUCAUCAAUCGACAUUCGCCUCGACUUCCUAUGGCUAUGCAGCUGCUUUCGGCCGCAAUUACACAUUGUCGAUUUGAAGCAAGCGAUUCAUCCGCAGACGAAAUUGUGCUCCUCAGGAUUCUGAAACUGAUGGAGGGAAUGCUUUCAAGGCCAGAAGGAGAGUUAUUGGGAGACGAGAGUGUCUGCGAAAUGAUGGAAACGGGUUUGAGCAUGUGCUGCCAAGGUCGCUUAUCGGAAGUACUCCGGAGGUCUGCAGAGAUGGCCAUGGUCAACAUGUGCCAGGUUAUCUUCACGCGGCUUACACGCCUUGAUCAAGACCCCACGCCAGGAUCACCUCCAUUUAACAACGAUCACAACCAAAAAGAGACAGCAAACCUAAAGAUGGAUCCCUCGGUCAAUGGAGACACCGUGACAUCGCAACACAAAUCUGCCAUGAGCUCGGAUACUGCGACGGCGACCCGUCACAGCGCUAGCAGAGAGGGUUCUCCCGAGCAAGGUGGUAAUGAGACUGCGGCGGCAACGGCGCCUCCUGACCCGAACAAUGAAAGCAAGGCUGAAGAGAUUCGCCCAUAUUCAUUGCCAUCAAUCAGGGAGCUGUUUCGGGUUCUGAUUGAUCUUCUAGAUCCCCACAAUCGCCAACAUACUGAUACUAUGCGCGUAAUGGCCUUACGAAUCAUUGAUGUUGCGCUAGAGGUUGCAGGGCCUUCUAUUGCUCGACACCCUAGUCUCGCUGCACUUGCUAAGGAUGAUCUGUGUCGCUAUUUGUUCCAGCUCGUCCGCUCCGAGCAAAUGACGAUCCUCACAGGAUCCCUCAGAGUUGCCGGCACAUUGCUAUCCACCUGCCGAUCCGUGUUGAAGCUCCAGCAAGAGCUUUAUCUGUCCUACUUGGUUGCUUGCCUACAUCCUCGUGUGGAGAUCCCAAGGGAACCCGGUAUUGACCCAUCAUUGUAUGAGGGGGUGCCCCAAAACCCAUCCUUGGUUAAGCAGCCUGCCUCACAAGCAAACAGUGGAAGGUCAACCCCAGUGCCGGUCAAAGACCGACAAAAGCUGGGGCUGGAGGGCGGUUCUCGUAAACCAGAAGCUCGAGAGGCAAUGGUUGAGAGCAUUGGUGUGCUGUCGCGAAUCCCGAGCUUUAUGGUCGAGCUUUUUGUCAAUUACGACUGUGAGAUUGAUCGUGCCGACUUGUGUGAGGACAUGGUUGGCCUGCUUUCACGAAACGCAUUCCCUGACUCGGCAACGUGGAGCACGACCAAUGUCCCACCUCUAUGUCUGGACUCCCUCCUUGGCUAUGUGCAAUUUAUUUAUGACCGACUUGAUGAUGAGCCGGUUCAAGGGGCUCAUCCGUCUUUGGAGAUCCUCCGCAAACAACGUCAAACCAAAAAAAUAAUCAUUAAGGGAGCUUCAAUGUUUAACGAGGAUCCUAAAGCUGGAAUUGCUUACCUGGCUGGCCAUGGUAUCAUCGAAGAUGCGAAGAAUCCUGCUCAGGUAGCUCGCUUUCUCAAGGGAACAACCCGCUUGUCGAAGAAGGUACUUGGGGAGUAUAUCUCCAAGCGUAACAAUGAAGAGUUACUGGGGGCGUUUGUUGAUCUCCUCGACUUUUCGGGAAGAAAUGUCGUUGAAGCACUCCGAGAACUCCUUAGCUCUUUCCGCUUGCCUGGUGAAUCCCAGCUUAUUGAAAGAAUCGUCACGACGUUCGCGGAACACUAUACAGAAAAGGCGAAGCCGGAGGGAAUCGCAGAUAAAGACGCGCUCUACAUUCUGACUUACGCCAUCAUCAUGCUUAAUACUGAGCUAUACAACCCGAAUAUGAAAGCUCAGGCCCGUAUGUCAUUCCCGGCCUUUGCUAGGAAUCUGCGUGGUGUGAACGCUGGAGGCGACUUCGCAGAAGAUUUUCUGCAAGAAAUCUACGAUUCUAUCAAAGAAAAUGAGAUCAUUCUUCCUGAUGAGCACGAGAAUAAACACGCAUUCGAUUAUGCUUGGAAAGAAAUGCUUUUGAAAUCAUCAGGAGCCGGUGAUAUGGCUGUGGGAGAGACAAGUCUUUUUGACGCUGAGAUGUUCGAGGCUACUUGGAAGCCAGUGGUGGCAACGUUGUCCUAUGUCUUCAUGUCUGCGUCUGAUGAUGCGGUGUUUUCGCGGGUUGUCAACGGCUUCGAUCAAUGUGCUCAAAUCGCUGCUCGGUAUCGUCUGACUGACGCAUUUGACCGAAUUGUUUCUUCCCUUGCUUCGAUCAGUACUCUUGCUACAACCACUCCGCCAAGUACUGCACUUAACACCGAGGUCCAGGCAGGCCAGAAAAGUGUUAUGGUGAGCGAAUUGGCUGUGAAGUUCGGGAGAGAUUUCCGAGCACAGUUAGCAACUGUCGUCUUGUUCAGAGUGCUCCUCGGCAACGAGGCUAGCCCUAGGAAGGGUUGGGAGCCAAUUGUUCGCAUCCUGAGCAACUUAUUUACAAAUUCCUUGCUCCCGCCAUUCGACACUGAGUUGACGGCUGAACUUGAGAUUUCUCCUAUCCCUCUCCAGUCACCAUCACAAGUUAUCGACAGAGAUGGCCGAAGUACCGACAAUGGACUGCUCUCUGCAUUCACUCAAUAUAUCACAAGCUAUGCGGCCGACGACCCUCCCGAGCCAUCUGAUGAAGAACUUGAUAACACCCUGUGCACCGUCGACUGCGUGUCUGCUUGCUCAAUUACUGAAAUCUUGAUGAAUAUCAAAUCUCUUCCGUUGGCUUCUUUGGAGAAUGUUGUUUCGAGUUUACUUGCUCACUUGCCCGAAAACAACACCCCGGCUGUCAUCGUCGUCAAGCCAGAGCGGCCAAGCCCUGUAUCAAGACCUGCCGGGCCCAGGGCAGACCCCAACCAACCAAAAUAUGACCCAUCGAUGAUCUUUGUCUUAGAAUUGGCCACAGUCCUUACUCUUCGUGAUGAGGGUACACUCGAGGUCCUUGGCGAAAGACUCGCGACCACGCUCCAAACUCUGAUCCGCGAUGCUAAAAACUUACACCCGCUCACUGUUUCUCGCAUAGUCUCUUACCUCCUCAACCUGUUACGACUAAGCCAUAACCAGCAUUUCUUGCGAGUCCCUGUUGUUCUUCAUACCAUCUCCGGCUAUGAGCAGGAUGUUUUAGAAACAGUCGCUGUGCCUACAAUCCAGGGGCUUUCGCGGUGCCUGGCGCACCCUGGUCGUUUGAGGAACGAAAUCACGAUCUCGCCUGACUUCUGGUCCAUUCUCCAAAGACUUCAUCAGCACCCAGAGGCAGCACCCAUGGUGUUUGAACUUUUGCGAAACAUUGUCGAGUCAAUGUCUGAUAUUGUCACUGGUGACAACUACAAAUCAGCGAUCUCUCUGGCAAACGACUUCAUCACGGCCGGCCAUGUGGGAUCUAUUGACGAACGGCAGAGAGAUGCCCAAGCUCGACGCACCAAGGGCGUCAAGCAACCUAAGCCUGCUGAAAACCAAGUGGUGACUCGCGGCAUCAAAGCCAUCGGAUUAAUAUAUCACCUCACUGGUCGGGUGCCCGCCCUUAUCAAACAGUCCCAUUUGGAGGAACGUGAAGCUUGGGCUGCCUAUUGGUACCCGAUCUUCCAGUCACUCUCUGGCCAGUGCGUGAACCCUUGUCGCGAUAUUCGACACCACGCCAUCUCUACCCUGCAAAGGUCCCUAUUAUCUGCUGAGUUAAUCUCAGAUGACGACAAGGAAUGGGUAACUUUGUUUGAUGAGAUCCUCUUCCCGCUUGUCCAUCGCCUUCUCAAGCCAGAAGUGUAUCACUCUGAUCCCGUCGGUAUGAGUGAAACUCGAGUGCAGGCAGCGACCUUGGUCUGCAAAAUAUUCUUGCGCUUCCUUGACCAGCUGCCUAACCGAGAAGGCAUGCUUACUCUCUGGCUCCAAAUCCUGGAUAUCUUGGAUCGCAUGAUGAACAGCGGCCAAGGCGACAGUCUGGAAGAAGCAAUUCCCGAAAGCUUGAAGAAUAUUCUUCUUGUCAUGGCCGACGGUGGCUACCUCGUGCCGCCAUCCCAGGAUCCCAGCAAGGAGAAGAUGUGGAACGAGACUCGCAAGCGUCUGGGUCGCUUCUUGCCGGAUCUCUUCGCAGAGAUCUUCCCGGAUGCUGCAAACGAAGAGAACCCUUUGGUCGGGUCGACAGUUGCAUCGCCAAGCCGGCAGAGCGUAGACGCCGCGGAGAAGAACGAGGAGAUCGCUACUUCGCAGGAUGUUGCCGACGGUAGCGCAACAGACCCCGAGAAAGCUGAAGUUGAGCCCGGAGCUGAGCUGGUCGCUUCAUAA
Messenger RNA from Penicillium chermesinum, 4896 nucleotides. RefSeq lists its product as uncharacterized. The transcript is spliced from 7 exons. The record is from RefSeq and is a predicted model, not a curated record. Gene Ontology annotation, molecular function: guanyl-nucleotide exchange factor activity. Lineage: Eukaryota; Fungi; Ascomycota; Eurotiomycetes; Eurotiales; Aspergillaceae. The coding region runs from base 1 to 4896 and encodes 1631 amino acids. Gene Ontology annotation, biological process: regulation of ARF protein signal transduction.